Messenger RNA from Vombatus ursinus (common wombat), 7148 nucleotides. It is a transcript of the gene ATP10B, whose product is annotated as ATPase phospholipid transporting 10B (putative). Lineage: Eukaryota; Metazoa; Chordata; Mammalia; Diprotodontia; Vombatidae. Gene Ontology annotation, cellular component: plasma membrane. The transcript has 24 exons. Gene Ontology annotation, molecular function: ATP hydrolysis activity; ATP binding; ATPase-coupled intramembrane lipid carrier activity. Gene Ontology annotation, biological process: phospholipid translocation. The record is from RefSeq and is a predicted model, not a curated record. The coding region runs from base 386 to 4780 and encodes 1464 amino acids.
CCCUCGUGGGAAGAAGGAUCAAGCAGAUUGUGUUCUAUGAGCUGCUGCCCUGGCUUUUUUCUCAAAGGAGGAGCUGCUCCCACUCGCCUUUUCCUUUGACAUUUCUGGGCCUGUCCUGCCAAGAGGAGGAGCUCUGCCCCCCACUCCUUCCUCCCCAUUCCUCUUUACCCCAUAGAAGAGAUGAGAUAACUAGUGGAACCUGCUGGCUAGCUCCAUCCUCGCAUUAAAGCAUCCUAGCAGCUGGGAGCCACACUGCCGGCCUCCCCAAGUCACAGCUGUGCAACCUACUCAGAGGAGAUUUGCCUUGCCAAAGGAUACCCCAGCAGACUGAUGACUCUUGCUUAGUCAAAAGUGACAAUUUGAUUGCCUUAACCUACCAGUCAAGAUGGCGCUGUCAGUGGAUUCCUCUUGGUAUCGCUGGCAAGGGCAAGUUAAGGAUCGCUUCUCCCAGCCUCCUUCAGAAUCCACCCCACUGCUGUCCGUGACUAAGGAAAGACAGAGCUACAAUCUGAAUCAACAACGGAUCGUUUUUCCUAACAACAAGAUAUUUCACCAAGACUGGGCAAAAGUUUCCAAGUUUUACUCUGGCAACAGGAUUCAUACCACCAAAUACACCCUGUUCAGCUUCCUACCCAGAAACCUCUUCGAGCAGUUUCACAGAUGGGCUAAUCUCUACUUCCUCUUCCUGGUGAUUCUGAACUGGAUGCCACCUAUAGAGGUCUUCCACAGAGAAAUCACCAUGCUACCUUUGGCUAUUGUGCUGCUGAUUAUCAUGGUGAAAGACGGCGUGGAAGACUACGAGAAAUAUCGAUUUGACCAAGAGAUCAACUCCUCCAGCAUUCAAAUAUAUGAAAAGAAGGAACAAGGCUACAUGCAGAAGCAUUGGAAGGAUGUUCGAGUGGGAGACUUCGUCCAACUUCAGUGCAAUGAGAUCAUCCCAGCAGAUAUCCUCUUACUCUUCUCUUCUGAUCCCAGUGGAGUCUGCCACCUGGAAACUGCCAACUUGGAUGGGGAAACCAACCUCAAACAAAGGCGUGUUGUGAAGGGCUUCUUCAACCAGGAGCCUCAGUUUGAACCAGAACUCUUUCAAAGCAAGAUCGUGUGUGAGAAGCCUAACAAUAACCUCAGUAGAUUCAAAGGUUAUAUGGAACAUCCAGAUCAGACCAGGACUGGCUUUAACAGUGAGAGUCUUCUGCUCCGUGGGUGCACCAUCAGGAACACAGAGGUGGUGGUCGGCAUUGUCAUCUAUGCAGGCCAUGAAACAAAAGCUAUGCUGAACAACAACGGCCCGCGGUACAAGCGCAGCAAGAUGGAGCGUCAGAUGAAUAUCGACAUUUUCUUCUGUGUGUGGAUUCUCUUCCUCAUGUGCCUCAUUGGAGCUAUAGGUCACAGCCUUUGGAAGAGAACGUUUUCAGAAAUUCCCCCUUUUGAUGUUCCAGAUGCUAAUGGAAGCUUCCCCUCAAUUGGACUUCAGGGCUUCUACAUGUUUCUCACCCUGAUCAUCCUACUGCAGACCCUGAUCCCAGUCUCUCUGUAUGUAUCCAUUGAAUUGGUGAAACUUGGUCAAGUUUACUUCCUACACAAUGACAUUGACCUGUACGAUGAAGAAGUCGAUCUAUCCAUUCAGUGCCGAGCCCUUAACAUCACUGAAGACCUGGGCCAGAUUCAAUACAUCUUCUCAGACAAAACCGGAACUCUGACAGAGAACAAAAUGGUAUUCCGGCGUUGUACCAUUAUGGGCAAUGAGUUUUCCCACCAAGAAAAUGCCAAACGCCUGGAGACUCAGAGGGAGCUGGAUUCAGAUGAGGAGGACUGGACCAAAUGUCAGUAUGGGGCCUUGCCAGGCCUCGGCACAGUGAGAUGCCCAGGAGGAGUCAAAUCCCUGAAAAGGAGCCAGAGUGCCCGUGCCCAUUUCCAGAGUCACACUCGGCACAGGUCUGUGGGGAGAUGUGAGAAUGCCCAGUCUCCAGUGGCCUUCAGCAGUACCAUAGAAACGGAUGUGACUCCAGAUCAAGGUCUCUUGACAAAGGUGAAAGGUGCCACCUUGAAACUGGAAACACUGACAGCCCACAAGGUCACCAAACCUUCCCUCUCCACAGGCUCCUCCAUCACUGAUUUCUUCCUUGCACUAGCCAUCUGCAACUCUGUCAUGGUCUCUACAACAACAGAACCCAGGCAGCGGGUCACCAUCCCAUCACAGAUGAAGUCCCUAGGAGCUUCCCUGGAGAAGCUUCACCAGCUGUUCCAGAGGCUUAAACUCUCCAGUUUUAGCCAGUCCUUCUCUUCCACCACUCCACCUGACCUUGGGGAAAGUUUAGGGCCAAACUCCACAGCUGCAGAUUCAGAUGAGCAAGAUGACUCAUCCAGUCAUAGCUGCGGAUAUUCAACAGAUGCUGGCUACCAGAGCAGCUCCAAAGAAGAAGUCAUGACCAGGCACAACAACUUGGGGGCCAGAAGCCCCUCCUUGGAAGAUGUAUUGGACUCAGUGAUGCCAGAGCCAGAAUUCUACUAUGAGGCCGAGAGCCCUGAUGAAGCUGCCCUUGUGCAUGCUGCCCGGGCCUACAACUUCACUUUGGUAUCCAGGACCCCUGAGCAAGUGACUGUGCGCCUGCCCCAGGGGACGCUUCUCACCUUUGACCUCCUCUACACCCUGGGUUUUGACUCGGUGAGGAAGAGGAUGUCAGUGAUUGUAAGGCACCCCUUGACUGGUGAGAUCAUUGUCUAUACUAAGGGAGCUGACUCAGUCAUAAUGGACCUGCUAGAAAACCCUGCCAAAGACCCUGUUGCAGAGAAGAAGCUAAGAAAAAUCCGGGCCAAGACCCAGAAACACCUUGACUUCUACGCAAGAGAUGGGCUACGAACACUCUGCAUCGCCAAGAGGGUCUUAAAAGAAGAGGACUUCCAGAGGUGGGCCAAUUUCCGCCGUGAGGCUGAAGCAUCCCUUGACAACCAAGAUGAGCUACUAAUGGAGACAGCCCAACAUCUAGAGACUCAACUCACCUUACUGGGAGCAACUGGGAUUGAAGAUCGACUACAAGAAGGUGUGCCAGACACCAUUGCUGCAUUGCAAGAGGCAGGGAUCCAGAUCUGGGUCUUGACAGGAGACAAGCAGGAAACAGCCAUCAAUAUUGCAUAUGCCUGUAAACUCUUGGACCAGACAGACAUCGUUUAUACCCUUAAUACAGAGAGUCAGGAGACCUGUGAAUCAAUCCUCAACUGUGCUUUGGAAGAGGUGAAGAGACAUGACACAAGCCAAGCAGAAAACCAGGUCUUUGGCAUCCAUCUUUCUUCUCAGGCGCCAUCUUCCACCAUGGGAGCUACAGGUUCAGAUUUUGGACUGGUGAUUGAUGGGAAGACUUUAAAUAUCAUUUUCCAAGGGAAUCUAGAGAAGAAAUUUCUGGAGUUGACCAAAUAUUGCCGCUCGGUCCUGUGCUGUCGUUCUACUCCACUCCAGAAGAGCAUGGUAGUCAAGCUGGUGCGGGACCAGUUGAAAGUAAUGACUCUAUCCAUAGGUGAUGGUGCAAAUGAUGUGAGCAUGAUUCAAGCUGCUGAUGUUGGAAUUGGGAUAUCUGGGCAAGAAGGCAUGCAGGCUGUGAUGUCCAGUGAUUUUGCCAUCUCUCGCUUCAAGCAUCUCAAGAAGCUCCUGCUUGUACACGGCCACUGGUGCUACUCACGUUUGACGAGGAUGGUCAUUUACUACUUCUACAAAAAUGUGUGCUAUGUCAACCUUCUCUUUUGGUACCAAUUCUUCUGUGGUUUUUCGGGUUCCACGAUGAUCGAUUACUGGCAGAUGAUAUUAUUCAACCUUUUCUUCACCUCCUUACCACCCCUUGUCUUUGGGAUCCUAGAUAAAGACAUCUCUGCUGAAACCCUCCUGGCUCUGCCAGAACUCUACAGGAAUGAGCAGAAUUCUAAGUUCUACAAGCUGUCAACUUUCUGGAUUGCCAUGGUGGAUGCUUUCUAUCAAAGCCUCAUCUGUUUCUUUAUCCCUUAUUUGGUCUACAAGGACUCUGACAUUGGUGUCUUCACUUUUGGAACACCCAUCAAUACCAUCUCUCUCACCACAAUCUUGUUACACCAGGCAAUGGAAAUGAAGACAUGGACAUUCAUCCACUGCACUGUGCUCAUAGUUAGUUUCCUGCUUUAUUUUGUGGUCUCCCUCCUGUACAAUUCCUUCUGCGUCACCUGCAACAGCCCAACCAACCCCUACUGGAUCAUGGAGAAGCAGAUGUCAGAUCCCAUCUUCUACCUCCUGUGCCUCCUUACACCUGUUGCUGCCCUCCUUCCAAGGUAUUUUCUGCUGGCUCUGCAAGGGACCUAUGGAAAUUCACCCCUCCUGAAAGCUGAGAAACUGGACAAACUUCCCAAAGAGAAAAGGGAGCUGGCUAUCCAGGAGUGGAAGAGACAAAGAGAGGGAUUACCCACAGCCUGUCGAGCAGCUCCAUCCCCUGGAAAUGCCAACCUGGGUCACCUGCAAGUCCCCCAUUUCACGGAACAGGAAUCAAGGGACAACUCCCUAAAAGAUUCCUCCCCUCCCAUGAAAAGACAUGUUGGGGACUGUGUACUUAAUAGAGACAGAAGUAGCCCCCACUUCUGUCCAUGUCAUAUGGGGUAUAACCAAAGCUCGCCUCGCUCCGCAGCAAGACCCUCCCCAGAUGAAUACCUCUUGGGACCGAGUGAAUCCGAAGCGUUCGGAAUGUUCAAAAGUCCACAGAUUGGCAUCCCAGGACCCUCAAGCAGAGGGAGCCAUCGCCGAUCCCAGAGCUCAUUGACUAUAUGAAGGGCCUCACACACAGCUGCGUAUGCAGGGACAAACUCCAAACACGUUCAUAUAAUGCGUUAUCUUGUGACCUCAAGCAAGUCACAAUCCGUUCUGGGCAAGUAGAAGAAGACUGGGCAGUCUUGACCCCUUUUCCUAUCGGAAUAAUGACCUCCCUGGAGACAGAGCUGGCUUUCCCAAUAGGUUAAAAAAAAAAUAGUAUGUGGGAUAGAGAACAAAACUGGGAAUUAGACAGCCGCUCUGAGAGUUUUCCACACCCAUCAGGCAGGCCUUCUUACAGAAACGAGUCAUGUGUUUCUUUUUUCAGGAUGAAAAAAUAUUUCCAUGCACAGUGAGCUAGGGCAAUUCUUUAAGAAAUGGCCCUCAAGCCUCCAGUUCCAGGAAUGUGCCUGCAAAUACUGAAUCACUCUAAUGAACAGCUUGUGGGGGUGUAGCGCUUCUCACAUCAAUAAUUUGGCCCACACACUGGAGAAGAACUAAAAUUUCAGAAGACACAGGCCCAGAGUUGGAGCAAAGGAGUCUGAGUUUCUUCCAAAAAUGAUCACACUUCCACCCAGAGGUCUGAACCUUCCUAUAUUCACAAAGUUAGGCCCAAUGACCAUUUAACCUUGAAGAUAGCACUUGUUGCUGUUCCACCUCACUCCUCUUCCCCAUGAAGGCCAGAUUUGAAUUCAUUACUUUGGAUAUCUAUUUUUUGAGGGGGAGAAGGAAAGAGAGAGAGAGCGGGAGGGAGAGAGAGAGAACUGCGUAUUAGUCACUGUUCGACUUGAAUGAAUUUAUCAGCAUUAGAUGUAGGCAAAAGGAUAAAACAGAGCCAAGGAGGAUUUCUUUUGGGUAACCACAAUGUGAUAGGGAAAGAAGGAUCAAAGGACAAGGACUGUGAGGCCAAGCCCAAGAAGAGGAGGGGAAGGACUAGGACAACAUUAAAAAUUCAUUCAAUCAUUCAGUCAGUCAACAAGCAUUCAUUAAGCACCUGCUAGGAUUACAGAUAACCUUGUUCACCUAAAACUGGGAACACUAGGACUUGGCCACAUCAAAUUAACACUUGCAGUUUUUUCAAGACACAGAAAAAGAAGUAUUGCUUCACACAGUGAGUAGAAAGCUCAGGAAACUCAUUACCCUUAGGAGGGGUCAGGGGCUGAAAGUAUGAAAAGAAUUCAAAGUGUUGUAAUGUGUUAAUAAAUUAAUUAUAAAGCUGUAAAAGAAAUUAGAUUAAGUUAAGCUAGGGAUGUUUCAAGGACAUGCCCAACCAUUUGAGGUUAACAUGGAAAGGUACUCCCCUGAUUGUCUAUCAGAGACCGAGCACCAGACUGUAGAGACCAGAAACCUGUGUAAAAAUUCUUAUGGUUUUAUGACCGUGGGGUCAGAGGAGGAGAAGACCUGUGAUUUCAUUGGUGUAGCGAAUUCCCAACAAAGAAUCUCCCUCUACUAGUGCAUAUUAGCAACUCAUCUACUACUUAUUCUUCAAGAGUUGCCUAAGCCACUGGGUGGUUGUGACUCACUUAGGGUCACACAACAUGCAUCAGAAGUGAGACUUGAACCCAGGUCUUCUUGACUCUGAUGCUAGCUUCCUAUCCUUUUAGCAUAUGGAAAUCCCUGGACUGUUAUAGUAUCUGCAUUCCCCAACUCAUCACGGACCAUGAAAAAGCCCUUCCUUCAGAGGCUAGAACACAUCCCAGCUGCCAUUUGGGAGGAUGCAGGUAACUGAGCCAGCCUUUUCCAUACUCAACUCUAAAACUGAAGAUGUCAUUCAAAGCUUUCUAACCUGGUCACUGUGCCUGGAACUAGUUUAUCAGAGUCUUUCUACCUCUCACAUUCUAUAUAAUCUAGUGUCACCAACACUGGACAGUUGGUUAAUUCUAGGUGAUUUCUGUGAUGCCAAGGAAAACAAUAACAAUGCAACCUUUCAUGAUAGAAAGGAAAAGACCAAAAUGCAGAGGUCAUAAAUGCCUCACCUUCUACCCUCUGCAUGUCUACAGCUCCCUACAUGUCAAAAACCCAUAAGGUCAAAGGCUAGAAUUCUAUUUCAGAGCUGUGAGGAACUGCACCGACUAUGAAAGACAACAGGAGCCUCUUGCCUGAAUGCCAGGUUGCACCAAAUGCCAUGCCAAGAGCAUAGCAUUUGAUGAAAACCUUGUCAGGGUCUCUGUCCCCCCUCCUUUUUUUUAAAUAAAACCAAAUGUGAUUAUCCAACUUGCCCUCUAACUCAGGGGGAAAGACUAACUAUGCGGGAUCGUUUUUUUUUUUCCCUUUGUAUCUGAUAAUUCAUAUUAAUGGUUGUAUUUAAUGUAUUUUAUACUCUUUAUCUGGUUUUGACUGACUGGAGAUGUAUGUAUCAUUUCUCUUGGAGGGAAAAAAUAAAUGGUUU